UAAAGCUUUUCUUACAAUGUCAACUUCUUCUAUGCUCCUUCAUGUAGAGUUUAAUAAAUCUGAUUAUGAACAAGUGCCUACUUGUAUGAAUAAAGCCAAAGCUGAAGCUGAAGUCAGUAGUAAAUUACUAACUCAAUCAAAAGGUAGUAAUAGAAGUAAAACUAUGUAUCUCAGGUAG
This is a messenger RNA of Scutellospora calospora, 178 nucleotides long. NCBI's taxonomy places the organism in Eukaryota, Fungi, Glomeromycota, Glomeromycetes, Diversisporales, Gigasporaceae. The record is from the annotation of a GenBank genome assembly.